GAUGCGCCUCACUCGGCCGGCUGGAUGCGCGAACUUCGGGGGAGCCCGGAGGAUAACUUUACAGCCGACGACCCUUUGGUCUUUGCAAAGCCAAAGGCCGAGGCCAAAGCCAAGCGAAGGUCGAAGUCCAGCGCGGCGCGGCCGCCCAGCGAGGCCUCCGGCGCAGGGACCGUCGCACCCGAGGAGGAGCGCCUUUGGCUCAAACCGCUCCGCGCGGAGCAGUGGAGGCUGGAGGAACCCGCAUUUAGCAAGUCGAGGAGCCAGCCACUGCAGUCCCGACACCUGCCGCGGAGGCCUCCACGCCCGGAGAUGGACAUGGUGGA
Messenger RNA from Symbiodinium sp. CCMP2456, 323 nucleotides. The record is from the annotation of a GenBank genome assembly. Lineage: Eukaryota; Dinophyceae; Suessiales; Symbiodiniaceae.